Pungitius pungitius (ninespine stickleback) is the source of this 3872-nucleotide messenger RNA. Its product is annotated as MAGUK p55 subfamily member 7-like. Gene Ontology annotation, cellular component: cell-cell junction; plasma membrane. The transcript is spliced from 18 exons. Lineage: Eukaryota; Metazoa; Chordata; Actinopteri; Perciformes; Gasterosteidae. The record is from RefSeq and is a predicted model, not a curated record. Gene Ontology annotation, biological process: protein localization to adherens junction. Bases 723 to 2543 code for a protein of 606 amino acids. Gene Ontology annotation, molecular function: protein binding.
CGAUGUAGACGUAGGAGUCACGUCUCCGUCUCCAAUCCGGAAAGCAAUGGCGGAUCAUGGGGCCUCUGUGCCCGGAAGUUAGCGUCCAACAUUAACAGCGGCGUUGUCCGGAAUCCGACUGCUCUUCAUGGUAAGACCCGCCCGUCAUAGCAUUCAAGUGCUGGGAUUGGCCCGCGUCGUGUCUACGGUCUAUGUUUACAGCGGAGGAACAGACGACUGAUGCACUUUGAAAGGCCAUUCUCUGCACAACUGAUUUUAUUUUAAAUUACAAUGUGAUACUAUAGCCCUUUAUUGGAUUACAAGCCACUAAAUAGAAUAAUUUAGAGAAUGUUAACCGAUAACGAAUAAAGCUAAUUAGGACACUAAUUUAACCAGAAUACUAGACAUUUUUAUCACAAGAGAGAAGUCCAAGUGUGAAAUUAAAGUAAAAUGACAAAAGAAGAAUGUAACUGCUGACCUCCAAAUAAAUCUGUUUGACAUAUGUGGAAAGUGAACUGGUGAACAUAGCGUCCUUUCCCAAUUGAUUUAUUGAUUGCCCGUCGGCUCGAUUUAGGUCAGACCUAACACACAUUGACUGAACAAGGUUCAGUUUUUUUCUUUUACAAUCUGACCAGUCGGACACACAAAACUCCUUUCAAGAGUGGAUAUUCAAAUGUUGUUCAUUCUCAUGACGCAUAUGGCCUGCCUGAAUCUGUGGAAUGCAACGUCUCUGAGUGAGGAGGAUGCUAAGCCCAACAGAACACAGAGGUGUGUGCAGCCUAAUAUCUUCAGUGAUGUCUGGAACAGAGUCUCAUACAGACAGAGAGGAGGACUACAGGUUCCUCCACAGCAUGUUGAUGGAGAAGAAGCUUCAUCUGCUCUUCAAGAUCCACGAGCGGCUGAAGCGCUUUGAGAAGCGCAGCCCCGUCCCCGUCCAAGAUCACGCAGCGGGUCUGGCCUCACAUUUGGCGGAGGAGCUGAUAUGCCAAUGCGGGAUGGACAAAGUCAAAGAACUAGUUGCCCUCGUUUCCAAACCCAACUUUAAGAGCCUCCUGUCUGUCCAUGACGCUGUAGCUCAGAGAGACUUUGAGCCUAGUCUGCCACCAAUAACCGAUGACGCUUUGGAGGAUGACGAGGAUUCGGUCAAAAUUGUCAGUCUGGUCAAAACCAAAGACCCUCUGGGGGCAACAAUUAGGAGGGAUAGAGCCACUGGCGCUAUUGUUGUGGCGAGGAUCAUGCGAGGAGGUGCAGCUGAUAAAAGCGGCCUGAUCCACGAAGGAGAUGAGCUAAAAGAAGUGAAUGGAGUCUCACUGGAGCACAUGAAGCCAAAGGAAAUCCUUCCUCUUCUGACUCGUUCUCAAGGUGAAGUUACAUUCAAAAUAGUUCCUGACUUCACCAGAGAAGAAAUAUCAUCCACUAAGAAGCUGUUUGUGCGGGCUCUGUUUGACUACGACCCCAACGACGACCCCGCCGUUCCCUGCAAGGACGCAGCGGUGGCCUUCAGAAGAGGGGACGUCCUGCGGGUCGUCAGCAUGGAGGACGACACCUGGUGGCAGGCGUGUCGCCUCGGCGACGGCAGCACUCGGGCGGGGCUCAUCCCCUCGCAGCAGCUCCACGAGAGGAGAGUCGCCCUGCAGCGGCCCAAAGCCCUGUUCACGCCUCAACGAGUCAGGCCACCGCCGCCAGUCAUUGAGGACGUAGACUACAGAGCGAUAACAGGGAUCAACAUUGCUGGUUUAAGAAGGAGUUUCCGACUGGGGAGAAUGAGCGGCUGGGCCGGGGAAGCGGCUCGGUCCAAGAGGUGGAGCACGGGGCUCCACAGCUCCAUCCGUCCUCCCACCUACAAAGAAGUGAUCCCCUACCACAGAGACCCCAAAGACCGACACCGUCUGGUUGUUCUGGUUGGGCCCGGCGGCGUCGGCGUCAAUGAACUGAAGAGGAGGCUCCUGAUCUCCGACCCCGACCUCUUCGGCGUCACCGUGCCGUACACCACGCGCGAGAGGAGCGGGCGGGAGGCCGAAGGGGUGGAUUAUCACUUUGUGUCCGCUCACAUGUUCGAAGAGGACAUUCUCAAUCACAGGUUUGUGGAAUAUGGGAGGUACAAAGGACACUACUAUGGGACAAGUCUAGACUCGGUGCACAGGGUAAUGGCGGAGGGCAAGGUGUGCCUUCUGGACGUGCACCCCAGUAAAAUAAAACAUGUGUACACAUCUGAAUUCAAACCUUACGUGGUGUUCGUGAAGCCGCCAUCUAUAGAAGAACUACGCAUCACCAGAAGGAGAGCGAAAUUCAUCUGUGACGAGGAGGAGCAGAACUCAGCCCGGAUCUUUUCAGAGGAGGAUUUUGAAGACAUGAUUAACUCUGCUGAAACCAUAGAAAGUCAGUGUGGUCACUUGUUUGACAAGGAGAUCGUUAACGGGGAUCUAGCUGUGGCUUUUAGAGAGCUGAAGGUGGACCUCGAGAAUUUGAAAGAGGCAAAGGUCCAGUGGAUUCCUGCAAAGUGGAUUUGCUCUUUACCAACAAAAGCAUUGAGAAGUUUUGGUCAUUUGGAUGGCUGGAUUUAAACUUCGAAAGAAUACAAUAUUUAUGUUUAAAUGGUUUCUAGUUAGAAUUCAUCACCUUGAACCAUUUCAUUUUUGUCAUAUUUCAAAUAUUUGUCCUGAUUUGUGAUGACAACAGUUUUCCACAGUGUCUCAUAGUGUGUAUCCAAUUGGGCAAACAGAAUCCAUCUCUCUCUCCCUCCGUCUGUCCAAGAGCCAGUUUUCCUGUUGGCAUUUGUCUGAAAAAAAACGUCGGCUUGCAGGGCUGAGAAGUAGAAAAUAAAGGAAACUGUCCAGAGAACCUCUACUUGUGGCUCAGUGUAAUCCCUCCCUGCCAAAUCGCAAACAUCAGCAUGUAAUUACUCUGACAGCUGCCGCACUUAAAUUAACUGUAAUGUACACCAGAGAAAUAUUAUUAGUAGCAGCAGUCGGGAAAGCCUUUUUCCAAAAUGCUGUUCAAAACAGUGACACAAACAAGAUAACAGUCAAUCUGAAACUGUUGAUGAUGAAGAAAUGCCUGUAUAAAAUGUAAAGAAGCCUUUUAUUGACAGUCAUUUUGAAUAAUUGCAGAGUCACCGUUAGAGACACUCCAUUAAUACAUGCUCAUGUUUGAGCCUGUUGGAUACACAUUCAAAUGUUUUCCUUCUUUUGCUUAAUCCAAUUUCUUUUUUUUUUUAAUGGCUGCAUUCCUCCAUAUUCAUGGUGUUUCCCCCCCCCCCCCCCCCUUUUUGGAUGCUGUGCUCAAUUGGGUGUGAAGGGGUGUUAAUGUGUCUGUCAUGUCGUGUUUGUGAGAAAGCGGGAGCGGAGGGACGUGUGCAGACGGUAACGGCUUUCUAGGGACUCGGGCCUUCGCAGACGUACGCAGGGAAAGUAACGAGCGCACAUAAAAGCCUACUGUAAAAGCAUGGCGAGCCUUUAUGAAUUGUGAAUUAGGCUCCGGGGAUGCAGAGCCUGCCAGUUGGUUCCAAGUAUUUAUUUAAGUCGAGCCAGCUUUUUUGUCAGUGUCUCAAAUGGAUGGGUAGACCUUGUGCACAUCGGUGUUGUGUCCACGUGUCGCAGGGGCCCCCAAAGGAAAACGGGCAGACUCCUCGGCUCGUCCCCGGGCCUCAGGCAAAGCGGAGCGGUGGAACUUCAACACAUCGCGGAGGAUCUGCAGAUCAUGAGAUCAUCACACCGUGCCAUUUAAGUGCCAUUGGAGUGAUCCAAUGAAAACCUGCCGUUUUUUCGCCCACCGCGGCUCCCGCUCGAAACAUUACGCAGAAGUAUGAUGUCAAUUGGUCUCGGAUAAUUAAGCCCAAUCAUCUAACUGUCUAUUGAAAACGUGUUGAAAAUAAAAAUGACUGACUUAAACAA